Molecule: messenger RNA, 2028 nt
Organism: Thlaspi arvense
Lineage: Eukaryota; Viridiplantae; Streptophyta; Magnoliopsida; Brassicales; Brassicaceae
Source: the annotation of a GenBank genome assembly
AUGCACAACUUGUCUAAGACCAAAUCAAACUUAAACCAGAACAAACCGAACUGUUCUCGAACCAAACCGUAUUUUCCACAGUACUAUUGGUUCUGUAGCCUCAUCCACAGCCACUCGUCUUGUCUCUUCUCACGUCUUAGCUUUCCCUCGGCUUUCUUCUCCUCUCCAAUGGCGAAAGCUUCAAGCGUCAUGCAGUCAACUCUCCUCCCAGCUUUCUCUCCACUCCACAGGCUCCGUAAUCAAAAGUUCACCCUCUCUUUCCCACCGCUUCCGGUGUCCCGAUGCCGGCCGGGAAUCCACUGCUCAGUUUCGGCCGGUGAGACCACGAGGCGUUCCGUGGAGGAAGUUCCGGAUAUAUCAUGGGGCUGCGAGAUAGAUUCCGUUGAGAACGCCACUUCUCUUCAGAAAUGGCUCUCCGAUUCAGGCCUUCCGCCGCAGAAAAUGGCAAUCGACAGAGUCGACAUCGGCGAGCGAGGCCUCGUCGCCUCUCAGAACCUCAGAAAAGGAGAGAAACUGCUCUUCGUUCCUCCUUCUCUCGUCAUCAGUGCUGACUCCGUGUGGACCAACCCAGAAGCCGGUGAAGUGAUGAAACGUUAUGAUGUUCCAGAUUGGCCUUUGCUCGCCACUUAUCUUAUAAGUGAAGCAAGUCUUCAGAAUAGUUCGAGAUGGACGCGGGCAGAACUUGAUAUGUACUUGGAAGCUUCGCAGAUCCGAGAACGGGCAAUUGAAAGAAUCACCAACGUUGUUGGAACCUAUGAAGAUUUAAGCAGCAGGAUAUUUUCCAAACAUCCUCAUCUUUUCCCUAAAGAGGUUUUCAAUGGUGAGACAUUUAAGUGGUCUUUCGGAAUCCUAUUCUCACGUUUGGUACGGCUGCCGUCUAUGGAUGGAAGAUUUGCAUUAGUUCCAUGGGCAGAUAUGCUUAAUCACAACUGUGAGGUUGAGACGUACCUGGAUUAUGAUAAGUCUUCAAAAGGAGUCGUCUUUACAGCAGAUCGACCAUAUCAACCAGGUGAGCAGGUGUUCAUAUCGUAUGGGAAUAAAUCUAACGGAGAGCUAUUGCUGUCGUAUGGGUUUGUUCCCAGAGAAGGAACCAAUCCUAGUGAUUCAGUAGAGCUAGCAAUGUCACUUAGGAAAAACGAUGAGUGUUACAAGGAAAAGCUGGAUGCUUUAAAGAAACACGGAUUAUCCGCAUUUGUGUUGAUCGACCUGAGUUUUGUUUUUGUUGCUGCUGUCUGUAAAAUAUUCACUGGCAGUCCACAAUGCUUCCCCGUGAGGAUAACGGGUUGGCCAUUGGAGCUAAUGGCAUAUGCUUAUCUGGUGGUGAGCCCUCCAGAUAUGAGAAACAGCUUUGAAGAGAUGGCAGAAGCUGCUUCAAAUAAGUCAUCGACAAACAAGGAUCUCAAAUAUCCCGAGAUCGAGGAAGAAGCACUCCAGUUCAUACUGGACUCAUGUGAAACAAGCAUAUCAAAGUACAGCCGAUUCUUAAAGGAAAGUGGAUCAAUGGAUUUGGACAUAACAUCCCCAAAACAAUUGAACCGAAAAGCGUUUCUGAAACAGCUAGCUGUAGACUUGUCCACCAGCGAGCGUAGGAUUCUGUACCGCGCUCAAUACAUUCUGAGGAGGAGACUAAGAGAUAUAAGAAGCGGUGAGCUGAAGGCGCUACGGCUCUUCAGUGGACUUAGGAACUUCUUCAAGUGAGUUGUUGAGUUGAGGGAGGAAACGUCAACAGCUUCUUCAGAUCCAUUAAAUGUAGGCUUCGUUGUGCUUCAACCAGGAAUGUAAUGGUUUACUGCCAAAAAGAUGAACUUUGGUGUACGCAUGGUGGGAUCUGAGUAUAUUACAAAAUGUCAUUUUGAUGUAUUUUCAGUAGAAUACAAUCCCUUCGUCGAAAUUGUACAUUUUGUUUGUGCAUAGAAGUUGUUUUCCAUCCUUAGAUCGAAUCUACUGGAGUGAAUACUAGUAUUUGACAUGAUAUUUUUAACUUUCAAGUCUCCCAAUUUAAUUUUAUUUUAUUUUGGAUAUUUUGAG